Penicillium expansum is the source of this 771-nucleotide messenger RNA. Its product is annotated as Mandelate racemase/muconate lactonizing enzyme. The transcript has 2 exons. Gene Ontology annotation, biological process: carbohydrate catabolic process. NCBI's taxonomy places the organism in Eukaryota, Fungi, Ascomycota, Eurotiomycetes, Eurotiales, Aspergillaceae. The coding region runs from base 1 to 771 and encodes 256 amino acids. Gene Ontology annotation, molecular function: magnesium ion binding; hydro-lyase activity. The record is from RefSeq and is a predicted model, not a curated record.
AUGAGAAUCAUAUCGGUCAACCCGUACGUCAUACGUGGGGCUCACCCCUCCAGCAGCACUCAAGAUCCCAACUGGGGAUAUAGCUGCCUGGUGCGCAUUGAAACCGACACGGGCCUUGUUGGGUGGGGUGAGGGAACCACCGAUCUGGGUUGGGGGGCGCCAAAACUUCUCGAGAGGAUCAACACAAUGUUCGCCCCAACCCUGAUUGGACGUGACCCCACUGAGCCGAUGGCCAUAUGGAAGACCUACAAACCCUCUCGCGCAAUCGAUAUUGCGCUGUGGGACAUUACCGGAAACGCCAAAGGCCAGCCCAUCUGCAAGUUACUAAGCAGUGCCAUUCGAUCCCAUAUCAAGUUCUGUGUGGAAGUCUCGCUUGAUGACCUUUGGGUGCAACAGUUUUCCUCUGACUCCCCAUGGCAGCUAGCCUCUGCUACAAUACCAGAGGCACAGUCAUUGCUUGAUUUGGGCUUCGACACUUUCCAGGUCAAAAUUGAGGGCCGACCUGAAAGCAAUAUGCAAGUUGUCCGGGCGACUCGCGAGGCAUUUGGCCGACACGCAAGCAUUGUCGUCGAAAACUACAAUCUAAAUGCACCAGGAAAGGAGUUAGUUUGGGCAAUGUCGUCUGCAAGAAUCUCUCUUUUCGUCGAAGCUUUUAAGCCACACUCCAAAGACAACCUGAGGCCCUCGGUGCCGGUGGCUUGGGGCGAAAAUGAAUGGGACGGGAAGAAGCUCUGCGAGGGAAUGGCUGGAGGCGGUGUUGACAUCCUUUGA